AUGUCUCUUUCUAAGAAGUUAACUUUGGACACACUGGAUGUGAAAGGGAAACGAGUCAUCAUGAGAGCAGACUUCAAUGUCCCCAUGAAGAAGAACCAGAUUACAAACAACCAAAGAAUCAAGGCCUCCCUCCCAAGCAUCAAAUACUGCCUGGAUAACGGAGCCAGGUCGGUGGUUCUCAUGAGUCAUUUAGGUAGACCUGAUGGUGUUCCGAUGCCUGAUAAAUACUCCUUAGAGCCUGUUGCUGCUGAACUCAAAUCCUUGCUGGGCAAGGACGUUCUGUUCCUAAAGGACUGUGUGGGCCCAGAAGUGGAGACAGCUUGUGCUAGCCCAGCUACCGGUACAGUCAUCUUGCUGGAGAACCUGCGCUUUCAUGUGGAAGAAGAAGGGAAGGGCCAAGAUCCUUCUGGAAAUAAGCUUAAAGCUGAGCCAGAUAAAAUAGAAACCUUCCGAGCAUCCCUCUCCAAGCUAGGUGAUGUGUAUGUCAAUGAUGCUUUUGGCACAGCUCACCGGGCCCACAGUUCCAUGGUGGGAGUGAAUCUGCCCCAGAAGGCAUCUGGAUUCCUGAUGAAAAAGGAGCUGGAUUACUUUGCCAAAGCCUUGGAAAACCCAGAGAGACCCUUUCUGGCUAUACUUGGUGGAGCCAAAGUGACAGACAAGAUCCAACUCAUCAAAAAUAUGCUGGACAAGGUCAAUGAGAUGAUUAUUGGUGGUGGAAUGGCUUAUACCUUCCUUAAGGUACUCAACAACAUGGAGAUUGGUGCUUCCCUGUUCGAUGAAGAGGGAGCGAAGAUUGUCAAAGAGAUUAUGGCCAAAGCUGAAAAGAAUGGUGUGAACAUUACCUUUCCUGUUGACUUUGUCACUGCUGACAUGUUUGAAGAGAACGCUAAGGUUGGCCAAGCCACUAUAGAAUCAGGGAUACCUGCUGGCUGGAUGGCUUUGGACUGUGGUCCUGAGACAAACAAGAAGUAUGCACAAGUGGUGGCCCGGGCCAAGCUAAUUGUGUGGAACGGACCUUUAGGGGUAUUUGAAUGGGAUGCUUUUGCUAAGGGGACCAAAGCCCUCAUGGACGAAAUUGUGAAAGCCACUUCCAAGGGCUGCAUCACCAUUAUAGGAGGUGGAGAUACUGCUACUUGCUGUGCCAAAUGGAACACUGAAGAUAAAGUCAGUCACGUGAGCACUGGAGGAGGUGCCAGUCUAGAGCUUCUGGAAGGUAAAGUCCUUCCUGGAGUGGAUGCCCUCAGCAACCUGUAG
Molecule: messenger RNA, 1254 nt
Organism: Balaenoptera acutorostrata (minke whale)
Lineage: Eukaryota; Metazoa; Chordata; Mammalia; Artiodactyla; Balaenopteridae
Gene: PGK2
Product: phosphoglycerate kinase 2
Exons: 1
Coding region: 1-1254 (417 amino acids)
Biological process (GO): glycolytic process; gluconeogenesis
Cellular component (GO): cytosol; extracellular exosome; sperm fibrous sheath
Molecular function (GO): ADP binding; ATP binding; phosphoglycerate kinase activity
Source: RefSeq, a predicted model, not a curated record